Penaeus vannamei (Pacific white shrimp) is the source of this 1898-nucleotide messenger RNA. It is a transcript of the gene Pex11ab, whose product is annotated as peroxin 11. The record is from RefSeq and is a predicted model, not a curated record. NCBI's taxonomy places the organism in Eukaryota, Metazoa, Arthropoda, Malacostraca, Decapoda, Penaeidae. Gene Ontology annotation, biological process: peroxisome fission. Gene Ontology annotation, cellular component: peroxisomal membrane.
CUGGUAAACAAAAACAGAGUACGGCAGCAGAGAGAACCCCGAAAAUCAGCUUUUCAUAGUAAUUUGAAGGAAAGAUGGACCAGUGGAUCAGGUUAAAUGCAAGCACAGCCGGGAAGGACAAGAUUUUCAGAUUACUUCAGUACUUGAGUCGACUCGUCUGGCACAAUCUAGAAAGCAGGAAGAAUCUACGGGAUGCUGUGGCUCGACUAAAGAUCAUAGAGAAUGCCUUCUCGACCUUUAGGAAAUUAUUGCGUCUGGGAAAAAGCAUAGAGGUCCUUCAUGGUGCCCUGCGUACAUUGCAUCUCCCAGAUGUCGUUCUACGUGUUACACUAACAUUAUCAAGAAUAUACCAGUCCUUCUUCCUUCUGGUGGACCACAUUAUCUGGAUUGGCCGUGUGGGCUUGUUUGACAUCAACAAGGAGAAAUGGUCUAGUUAUUCAAAUAGGUUCUGGUUAGGUGCAAUUAUUCUCAAUAUGAUUAGGGAUGUUUAUGAGAUUUUGACCAUCAUGAAGAAGCGGCUGAAGUGCGAGGACCUUCAGCCGUGUGUCUAUAAGAACAUCCCUGUUAUCAAGACCUUCUAUGAGUGUGUCCCAGCUACAAGACCUAUUGUGCAGUUUGCUGAGGAACACCGUGAUGUGUUCUGGGACAGUAUCAAGAACCUGUGUGACAUAUGGAUUCCACUGACUAGCCUAGGCCACACCAAGUUCUCGCCAGGCACUGUGGGGCUCCUUGGAAGCAUCUCAUCAUUUGCAGGACUCAUUGCUGUCUUAGAUCCCCUGGCCAAGCUCACCCCUACAUAAUUUAUAGUGCACCAGUGUAGAGCGGUCACAGGUAAGGUGUUUGGUGUGACUUUUAUUCCUGGCUGAUGAAGGUUCUUUGUAACUGCUGGAAUGAAUUUGGUUAGUGAGAGAUGCUUUACGUUUUUGUACAUUGAUGUAGUAGAUAGUUUUUAUAUUGAUUUUAUAUGUAUAUUUUGUAUGUGCAAAUUUUAUUUCAGGAUUCUCAGGUAAUCUUUUUCUGUUGACUGUUUUUCUUUUUUGAGAAUGGGGUUUUGCCAUCCUCCUCUUAAACAGGAAUAUAUAAUUGAAUGUUAUAUAUUGUAUUUAAAAUUAAUUUAUCAAAUUUCCAUUAUAGUUUAAGGAAUUGGUGACAUUAUCAGAUUUGACCAUAAAAUUUGUAGUCAUGUAAAAAUUUCAGCCUGAAAACUCAAGGACAGAGUCUGCAAUUACAGUUAGGACAAUUAUCAAUACAGUCUCAAAAGUUGUGUGUAUUCCUUUUGUGUGUACCCUACUCAUUUUGAAUCAUCAUUUAUUACACUGAAGUAGGAAAUGAUGUUCUAGUUUAAGGUAUUAGUAUUAUUACUCUACUUGGAUAGUCUGGAUAACCUUUGAUAUAUAGAAUAGUUAUGUAAGUAGAGACUGUCCUACUUCUAGGGAUAUUGUGAAUAGGAAAAGUGGCUUAAAUAUAAUAAAAAUAUAUUACUGUUCUCUGAAUAGGCAACUGCAUCAUGAAAUGAAGCAGAUAGAUUAAGUCUAUAUUAAUGUGUAUUCCUUUGAUAUGUAGCAGUGAAUGAAAUACCUAGCAUGUUUUGAUUUUUGUUUUUCAUUACUCAGAGUUCUGAUGUUAUUAAAUUUUAGAUAUGGUUUUCAGUUAGUAGCUCAUGAUGAAAGCUUAUUUGAGGAAAAGGAAAAAGUUCUAUGGAAAUGGCAUUGUGUAUAUAUGUUCAUGGAAAUCUUAUUUGAAGAUAUUGGUUAAGCAUUGCCAAGAAUAUUACAUAUAAAUGCAAAUGGAAAAGUACUUUGAGUCUUAGUCUAUAGAAGGAAUUUUGUGCCAAGCUAAGAAUUUGUUCAUCUGAAGGCAUUUGAAUAAUCAUAAAAAUAAAAGCUCAGUUGAAGACA